UAUCGGAAACGGAAAAAAAGAAAAAAAUGGAGAAGAAAUCAUAUUUUUCUUAUAUUUUCCGUGUUUUAUUUCUCAUAAAUUGUGUUAAUUGCCUGCCAGAGCAAGGAGUGUGGAAAGCAAAUUUUGAUGAGGUCCAUUAUAUUCAUUCCUUUCCGAGAAGUUUAUAUGUACACACUAAAGUUAGAGUUGCAAUUCAUUGUGAAGAAGAUACCAACAUAUCUAUCAAAUGGAUGCUCAGAAGAAGUCCCUGCUCCAAUGAAUAUGAAAGUAUAGAUGGGCAACCAUUACUAGCUAAAGCAUAUUUAGAUCAACCUGAAGUGUUGUUAUCAGAUGAAUUGAGUUAUUCAAAAGUAGAAUAUUUAGAUGAGUUAAUAACAAAUCUUCAAUGUAAUGGACAUACUGAUUUGACGAGUAACCAUAAAAACAAAUUUAAAACCAGAAUUACCAUAAUACCUGGGAGUAAUGAGGUUAAUAAAACUAAUGCAGCUGCUUCACCAGCUAGCAAUUCAGUGCAAUCAGCAGACUCAAAGGGGAACAAUUCUAACAGUCGAAGAAAGAGAGCAGAGGCUACAAAAGCCCCACAGGCAGGACCUACACCAACAACUAAGGCCCCUGUUAUGUCAGCAACUCCCACCCUUAAAACAACAACUGCUAUUUUAAAGGAAGAAGAUGACUAUCUGGUUGAAGCCUGGGUCGAUGGAUACUAUAUUUUUAUAUUAGAAAUUCAUGUCAAAGCUAAUGUAACAAUUAAAUUUGACAGUCAACAUGGAUACAUAGGAGCUAUAGAAUGGCCUCUUUUAGUGUUUUUUGGUGUAAUGGGUUUGAUGUAUAUAAUAUUAGGUUUAGUGUGGCUGGUGUUACUGGCUUGUAACUGGAGAGAUUUAUUACGUGUUCAGUUUUGGGUUGGAGGUGUUUUAGUUUUAGGCAUGUUGGAAGCGGCAGUAUUUUUUGGAGAAUAUGAAAACAUCACCAAAACAGGAGUGUCUGUGAGAGGUGCCAUAGUAUUUGCAGAGAUUGUGUCUUCAUUGAAAAGAACUCUAGCUAGAAUGUUGGUUAUUGUUGUCAGUUUAGGUUUUGGCAUUGUCAAACCAAGAUUAGGCCCUACCUUUCAUAAAGUACUAUGUGUUGGAGGUCUAUAUUUUGUUGUCAGUACUGUGGAAGGCUGUAUGAGAGCUUUAAAGAAAACUAGUACCCCAACUAAAGAUGUAUUAAUAGUGGGUGUACCUUUAGCUGUAAUUGAUGCUGUUAUCUGUUGGUGGAUAUUUUCGGGUUUAGUACAAACCACUAGAACAUUAAGAUUACGAAGAAAUGUUGUAAAGUUAUCUCUAUAUAGACAUUUUACAAAUACUCUUAUAUUUGCUGUUAUAACUUCCAUAAUUUUUAUGAUAUGGUCUGUUUCACAACAUAGAUUUAAACACUGUUUAACAGAUUGGAAAGAGUUAUGGGUAGAUGUAGCUUUCUGGCAUUUGUUGUUUUUACUGUUGUUGUUUAUUAUUAUGAUCUUGUGGAGACCAUCUACAAACAAUCAAAGGUAUGCAUUUUCACCAUUAUUGGAUGCUGCGGAUGAAGAAGAUGAUGAAAAUGUAAUGCAUGAUGCUUUUGCUGGUAUGAAAAUGAGAGGAACUAAAUCUCAGAGUAAUGGUUCUCCACGACAGAAAGAUUCUAACGCAGAAGACGAUUUGAAAUGGGUUGAAGAUAACAUUCCCUCAUCUAUAACAGAUAAAGCUCUACCUAGUUUACUGGAUUCAGAUGAAGAAAUAAUGACGACCAAAUUUGAGAUGUCAAAAAUGGAGUAAAAAACCUUAAAUUGUUGAUUUUUAUGACGUGUAAUUGAUGCUUUGUUGUGAUUUUUUUGCCAUAAUAUCAUUUUGUAUGUUUCAUAAAUUAACAAGUGUAGCCUAAUCAUGUAUUUCAAGUUUUGCAAAGAUAUUUGUGCAUUUUAAGUCCAAAACAAUUAUUUUUUGGUAAUUUAACUGGUAAUAAUCACAAUUUAAGCUAUGUUUUAAUUACUAAUUAUUAUACUUAUUAUACAAAGUAAACUGUAAGUACAUGUAGUUGGAAUUAUCCAUAGAUUUGUAUAAAUAUCUUUGCUGUACUUUCGUCUACAUUGAAUGCUGAAUAAGGCUACCCUAUGGUUUGUAGGCUUAUUACUUAUUAUAUUUUAUGCAAGGCCUUCUCCUAUUGGUUAUGAUGAUAAUUCUGAGUAGCUGUGGUAAUUUUUGGUGGGUAAAUGGUUAGAUAAUUAUCUUACAUUAAGAGUGUGGUGGGCAUUAUUGGAAAAAAAAUUCUAGCUUUGUCAAAUAUAAGCUAUUAUGAAGAAUAGGUUUGAAAAGUCAACAUACAGAAGUCUUUUGUGGUGGCAGAUAUUUUUAUGUCAAAUUAUUUUUGUCUGAUUUUUUUUAGAAACUGGUUCAGAUUUCCUAUGUUAAUACUCAGCAUAAGAUAGCAUGUUUGAGAUCCUUUUUUUCUCUUUGGGUAGAUCUCUCCUCUGGUUCUUUUUUUGAUGAACUUUUGUUAAUUUGAUUAAGGUACUUGAUGUAAAUUUAGUUUAUUAACAGGAAUUCUGUAAAAUAAUUGGUGAAUAAAACUAAAAUCAAUAUUAGAUAUUAACAAGAUGUCAUAGUAACAGGAGUAUAGCACAAUUCUUACUCUGGUCCUUAAAGCAGCUUCUUAGAAUGAACACAAAAUUUAGAUUCCCAAAUUUAGACAAUAAAACUUAGUAAGUAUCCAUAACAUGAGUAAUCAGGAAAAAUGCAGAGAUUAUUUGAAAUAGUAUCAUUGAGUUAUCACUGUUAGUAAAAAGUCAUAGUGGGAUUUUUUAUCAUUAGCCAGACUAGACUGGUUAAUAGUGUCAAUUCAACAUCCCUGCUGUCAGAGAUCUCAUAACAUUGUUUUCAUUGUUGUAAAUAAAUGUCAAUGCUGUCUAAUGUCUAUGCACAUUUCAGUAUAUUUGUUUUUGACAGAAAUUGGCCUUCAUUUUUUAAUAUUGACAAAAUUGAGUCAGUUUUCGAAAUAUUUCACUUGGAUAAAGGUACUGAAAAUUAUGUUUUAUGUUAAUUUUGGGUGAAAGGUUUGAUGUUUUGACUUGUCCCUGGAUGUACAUACAUAUAUUUCUUUUCAAUGAUAAACAAUUAAGUGUAAAUAUAUAUAUUUGUAAAUAAGAGGAUGAUAUCCGCUGGACAUGAGUGGUUGGAUUAUCCUCUUAGCCUUGUCAAAUAGAAGUAUUAGAAAUAUAUGGUAGAAGUAUUAUAACAUUUAGCAUAGUGAUAAUAAAUUAAAAUUAUGUAGUUAUCACAAAUUAAUGAUAUUUUCACAUCCCUGUUUCAAGAAGUUGCAAAACAUCUAUAAAGAAAGGCUGUGGAUCAUCCAAGCACUGGAUUCCAAGAUUUUGUGUUUAUUGUGUUACUAGGAUAUAUACUUCCUCUCUUUGAAAGAAUGUCUGUUUAUGUGUAUUCCCCAGUGUAUCAUCACAGGAUGAUUCCCUUUUUAUGUGUUGGUAUGUCAAGUGGCAAUGGUUUAUUUUUCUCUGUCUAUCCAAUCAAUUGCAAAUCCAAAACUCUAGCCUGGCAGUGGUAUCCCUAAUGCCAUCUAACUGCAUGUUUCUAUAUAUUCAGCAUAAAUGUAAUUACUCAGUGAUGCCAUCUGACAGCACUUGUUAAGAUAUUCUGUGUAUGUAUUUACUGUUGUUAUCAGUGAUGCCAUCUGACUGCACUUAUUAUAUAUUCAGUAGUAAACUAUUGCUCAGUUGGUAUCAGUGAUGCCAUCUGUAUUCAGUGUAUCACAAUAUUGCCUGUUCUGUGUGGUGGCUGUUGUAAUUUUGUAAAUAUUUCACUGUUAUUUAUAUAUUUGAAGAAUUUUGAAAUGAUGGGAGUAAUAGUUGUUACAUUUCUGGGAGCUUUCAUUGUUUCUUUUUUUUAAUAAACAAAUUAUCUAUGGA
This is a messenger RNA of Lottia gigantea (owl limpet), 3937 nucleotides long. RefSeq lists its product as hypothetical. Gene Ontology annotation, biological process: retrograde transport, endosome to Golgi. The transcript is spliced from 19 exons. NCBI's taxonomy places the organism in Eukaryota, Metazoa, Mollusca, Gastropoda, Lottiidae. The record is from RefSeq and is a predicted model, not a curated record. The coding region runs from base 27 to 1796 and encodes 589 amino acids. Gene Ontology annotation, cellular component: Golgi apparatus; membrane.